GAGUGGCUAAAAGGAAACCAAAAUGGACAAAAUGUACGUGGCUUUAAUGAUUGGGAUCUUCAGUUGCUUACUUUUCAUGCCAUCUAUGGAUGCAUUCACUCACAUAGUCGGUGGAAACCACGGUUGGAGAGUGCCCGACAACGUUACCUUUUUCGACGAGUGGGCAAAACCUAGAACGUUCGGUGUCGGAGACAAACUUGUUUUCCCGUACCGGCCAGGUGCGAACAACUUAUUGGCCGUAAAGAAGGCCGACUACGAGACAUGUGGGCAAGGGGAAGAGGACGUGAUCAACAUGUACUACCUUGGGCCAACCAUCUUGAACAUCACCCAACCAGGUGACUACUACUACUACGAUGGGAUUGGUAAGCACUGUGAAGCUGGCCAGAAGCUCCACAUCCAAGUGGGUUCAAAAGAGGGAACUUCUGGCUCAGACCCUUUGCCAUUUAACCUUCAAACUUUUGGAAUUCCCACCGCUUUCGGCACCAUGGUGGAACCCCCGGCUGCAGCCCCGGUUGUAACCCUGGCUGCACCCAGGGUUGUAACCCCGGCUGCAGCAAUGGCUCACAAAUUUGGGUUGGCCUCUUCGGCAAUGUUAAUGCCCGUGCUUUUGUCCAUAUUUCUUUAAAAUUGU
Molecule: messenger RNA, 631 nt
Organism: Cucurbita pepo subsp. pepo (vegetable marrow)
Lineage: Eukaryota; Viridiplantae; Streptophyta; Magnoliopsida; Cucurbitales; Cucurbitaceae
Product: umecyanin-like
Cellular component (GO): plasma membrane
Molecular function (GO): electron transfer activity
Source: RefSeq, a predicted model, not a curated record